This is a messenger RNA of Vollenhovia emeryi, 1656 nucleotides long. It is a transcript of the gene Dus4, whose product is annotated as tRNA-dihydrouridine(20a/20b) synthase [NAD(P)+]-like. NCBI's taxonomy places the organism in Eukaryota, Metazoa, Arthropoda, Insecta, Hymenoptera, Formicidae. The transcript has 3 exons. Bases 312 to 1508 code for a protein of 398 amino acids. Gene Ontology annotation, biological process: tRNA processing. The record is from RefSeq and is a predicted model, not a curated record. Gene Ontology annotation, molecular function: tRNA dihydrouridine synthase activity; flavin adenine dinucleotide binding.
GACUACCGACGUGAUGGAAACGUUAAAAGAGCCGAGAAUGAUAAAGAUAUGUGCCCCGAUGGUCAGAUAUAGCAAAAACGUUCUUGUGUAGGCAAAUCGAAACGCUUUGAAAAUUCGUCGACCACGUAUCCCAGACAGUCGAAUCUGUCGAGAACAGAUUUCGUCAAAUGCCCCACUACAAAUUUUCAGAAAGAUUGCAUACAGCAACUGAUCUAUUCGACAUGUUGCCAGCUUGUCAGCAGAAUCACAACAAAAUCUGCUCACGUAACUGAAUCUCUGCUCGGUUUCUGCCGACAAUCUGUUGACAGCGUAUGCUUUACAGACUCUGUUGCCAAAACAGGAGCCAACUGCGGACACAGAUGGCCACGGUUUUGGUGUGGCUUUCUGACGAAUCUGCUGCCAAUCUGCUAACUGGGAUAACGUACAAUUUAUCGACUUGCGCAAAUUUUUUAAACGCAUUUAUUGGCCACAAAAUAGAACGUUUUUGGACGCAAGGAGCACAUUGUAGAUUAGGCUUUGUGCUUUUUGCCAGACUGCAGUUUAGAACGCUCGUGAGACGGUACGGAUGUGAUAUAUGCUUUACCCCGAUGAUCCUGGCGGACUCGUUUGUGCAGUCCUCGAAAGCUCGGGACAACGAAUUUACUACGCACGAGGACGAUCAGCCGCUGAUUGUCCAAUUUGCGGCUAAGACUGUAAAUGACUUUAUCGACGCUUCAGAAAUGGUUGCGCCAUACUGCAACGGUGUAGAUCUAAACUGUGGCUGUCCACAACGCUGGGCCAUGCAGGAGGGAUACGGGGCUGAUUUACUGAAAAAACCAGAGCUCGUGAGGGACUUCGUGUAUCAAGUUAGAAAUCGUAUUCCACGGCCGUUCACCGUUUCCGUGAAGAUACGUUUGUUGAAGGACAUACGCCAGACGGUAGCGUUGUGCCAGACCUUGGAGAAGGCCGGUGCCUCGUUCUUAACAAUUCACGCGAGGACUCCCGAGAUGCGUAACGAGCCAAUCGACUUGGACAGCCUCAAGCUUCUCAGGGACCACGUGCAGCUGCCGCUUGUGGCGAACGGCGAUGCGAAGAGCCUGGAAAGCGCGGAGUUUUUGUUUAAAGAAUCCAAGUGCCAGGGCGUGAUGUCCGCCAGGGGUAUCUUGAGUAACCCGGCGUUGUUCUCGGGAUACUCCGCUACUCCGCUCACCUGCGUUCAAGAUUGGUUGGACAUCACGUCGACUAUACCAACGGAAUUUCAGUGUUUCCACCACCAUCUGGUAUUCAUGUUGGAAAAGAUUCUGCCGAGGAAAGACCGGGUGUUGUUCAAUAGCCUGCAGAGUAAAUCGUCCGUGCUGGGGUUUCUAGAAAGUUAUUACGGCGUGAAACCGAACGCGUCUAGUCCGACGGAAUUGACGAGGUGUAACUUCAACGCUUCGCGCGUACGGUGUAAAGAAAAGUAUAUUGAUUGUUGGGAGGACGACUCGUCUACCGAUUUUCUAGGAUGUAUGUUUAAUGCGGAUUCGUAAGGGGAAGCUCGAGAACGUUCUCCGAGCCUCGUACGAACUCGUUAUGUUUCGCAUGUUUCACGAUCUAGGUUGAAUAAUAAACUUUUUUAAAAAAACUCGCUAUGUGUUGUCAUGCUAUUACCUAGGGUCUGUUCUUUUUAACAAUUUU